Molecule: messenger RNA, 4830 nt
Organism: Pochonia chlamydosporia 170
Lineage: Eukaryota; Fungi; Ascomycota; Sordariomycetes; Hypocreales; Clavicipitaceae
Exons: 1
Coding region: 1-4830 (1609 amino acids)
Source: RefSeq, a predicted model, not a curated record
AUGCCUGCUGAAGAACUCCCUCGAAGACACUUCCCUGCUGAAGAGCCACCGGCCGAGGAAUCUCGCCAGGAACUAGCCAGUGACGAACUUCCUGCCCAAGAGCCGGCUGCUGAAGCUAUUGAGCUAGUUGCUGAUGCUGAAGAGCCAGCCAUCGAUACUGAGGAACCAACUGCUUUUUCAGAGGAAGUUGCUCCUGAUCCUAAGGAACUUGUCAUCGAUGCCGAGGAGCACUCUGCUGGUACGGAGGAACCUGUUACGCAUAUUGUGACUGAGGCGCAAACAUUAUCAGUCACUGACAGACCUGAUGAGGCAGCAUUGGAGGAACCAGCGGCUGCCGUGGAACAGGACUCCAUUCUUGUUCAUGGCUCCGAAGAGACAAAAUUGCCAUUGGCAGACCUUCCUCUAGAAGUUCCGAGCGAUGAACCACAAUUGUCCAGCAGCGAGAUACCCGUUGUUGUUGCUAGCGAGUUGGAACAGCCACAUCCGCUGGAGGAUGAGAAUCUCAAGCCCGUCACAAACCAUGAAGAGCCAUCUGGAGUUGUGGAAGAGGCUGCAACUGCUAAUGACGCAAAGGAAGAAGCAGUUCCCGAGAAUGCUGUCACUGACAUCACAAAUGAAGCUGGGUCAACCGAACCUGCACAGGUAGACCCUGCUGUGGCAAGGGAGCCUGGAUCAUCAGAGGCUCCAGACAAUGAAUCUAUGCUAGAGCCUGCCGAUAGUUUGGUCCCAGGUGCCCCCGAGUUUACGGACACUGCUGUCGCGUCUGCAUCUGUUGAAGAUACCGGCGAGCAAUUCAUUAUGGAUGAAGCUCCAAACGAGGCAGCUCCUACAGUCAGUGGAGAGCCUGUUGCAUCAGCCAAUUCUGCAGAAGAAGAACUUCAAGCUGUGGAGCAACCUGCUUUGCAGUCAGAAGAGAAGCCAGAUAUUGUGACAGUAGUCGCUCCGGCUAGUGCGACAGCCGAUGUCAAAGAACUCGUACCAGCCACGGAGGCACUUGAGACGGUUCCAGCAAAGGAGCCCAUACCCGACGUCACCGAAACUGUCGGUAUGGUCACCCCAGCAGAAGAGGAGAGCCAACCAGCCGUUGAGGAGAAUGUCUCCACCACGGUCAUGCAGGAAACUUGUCCAGUUGUGGAAGAAUCUGUCCUUGCUUCUGAGUCCAACAAAGAACAAUCUCUAGCAGACAGCACCGAGCCUGCAUUGGCGUCAGAUGAGAACCAAGAAACUGUUCCAGCAGAUGAGUCUGUGGUUGCCGCUAAUGAGUCAACUGCGCCAGAGGUCGAUGUAGCUAUUUUGGUCAACGACUCUGAAGAUCCAACUCCUGCCGCCAUUGACCAAUCAGUUGAUUUAGACGAGCAGAAUCAAGAGCCUGCCUCUCAACCUGUGGAUGAAAUCAUUGUGCCCUCAGUUCAAGACUCAGAGGUUGUAUCGAAGGAGACUGUUAUUUUGGCUGAAACCGUUGAGAACGCAUCCUCCCAGCUUGAGGAAGAGUCUGCUUUACAAGCAAAAGCUGAAGAUGCCACUGUUCCUGAUAUCACAGAAGAAUAUGUCCAGUUGGAGGCUCCAAGCGAGGACACUGCCGUCGAAGAUGGCACAGUUGCGGCGAAGACAUUGGAUAAGGAGUCAGCUGAUGAGCCAUCUGAACCUGUCACUGAAGAUCUCGUUACGUCAGUAACGGAAUUGGAACCUCCCGCGCCCUCAGCGGAUGCAGCUCUACCGGAAGAUGCCAACCAAGAGCCAGAAGAUGAAUCCUCUCCGCCAGCCAUUGAAGAGGCUGUGUUGUCGACAACAGUGGAAGAAGCUCUGCCUGCCUUGGAAGAACCCAUCGCAUUUAUAGACUCUGCAACCGUCCCUGAUGUGGAGUCUAGCGCUGUGGCCGAGGUUACCCAGAUUCACGGCGACGAACAGCCUCAGGAGCCCCCGACCGAAGCAGACGUCAAGGCGGACUCCGAGCAUGACAGUCCCAUUGUAAUUGACAACAGUGGCGAAGCGCUAGAUGACACAGCCGCAGGAUCCAAGCCAACUGGUAACGAGAAGCUCUCUGAUGAUGAAGCUGUUCCAGUGAGCCAAGAGCAAUCUCUGUCAGACUCUUGGGCACUCGUCGACGAUGCUGAGGCUUCUGUGGCAAAGACUGUACAAGAACCCUCUGCAACACGGGAGAUGGAAGAUCAUGCUGUUCCAUCCACUGAAAUCACUGAGACGGUUACCGAGCCUGAAGGCGACAUGGUAAAGGUUGAUGCUCAAAUUGGGGAAACAGAUGCCCUAGGGUUCGCUGAGGUUGCUCAAGAGGACUCGUCUGAGUCAGACCUGGUCGCUGAAACCUCUCUUGUGAAUGAUGCACCCGUGCCUGACAUGAGUGCCGAAGAGGUCCAGGUAAUAGCAGAAAUUGCCGAAUCUGAGGCAAAGGGCGAGGUCUUCGAGAGCUCUGUGGACCUAUCUGUUGCUGAACCUGCGGCAAAGACGGUUCAGGCUGAAGCAGAAGUCCCUCCUGUUGCUUCAGCCGAGCUACAGAGCGAGACAGACGUGCCGGUUACGGAGACCAAGGAACUCGACAACACUGUUGAGACUCCAAUGCAGCAUCCAAUCACUGAGAUUGCCGGCGAACCAGACAUUUCGCAACAAGUUGUUCCAGAUACUUCCAGCCUUCCACAAGCUGAGACAGAGACUCCCACUGCGCCAAACGGGAACAAGGAACAGGAAGUCGCAGCUGACAUGACCUCAGAGCCAGAACAAGGUGUUGCAACGCCUGUGGAUGCUCCUGCUGUGGCAGAGCAAGGCCGUGGCAUAGUAGAUGCUGAUUGUCAGGAACAGCUUGUUGCAGACGAGGAGCUCCAGCCGGAGGCGCUCACAAAGCCAAACGAGGAUCCCGAGCCACAGGAACCUCCGACGUUGACGUUGGAGGCCAAACCAUUGGUAGUGGAACCCGCGUCUGACCUUGCAACUGUAGAGGAACCUAUUGCCACUGAUACUGCUCCUGUUGAUUCUCAAGACGAAGCCACUCCUGUUUCUGACGGGACGUUAGUGUCGGCUGUCGGAUGCGACACAGUGGAAACUAAGCCAACAGUCGAAGCGGUAGAAAUUGCAGCACAGGAACCGGUCACUUUGGCAUCACCAGAAGCAACAGCUGAGGACAAGCAAGCCGCCCCAGGUGAUCAUGACGACGAUGACGACCAAGAUUUUCUUGAUGCCUCGGAGGAGUUUGACUUGGAACCGAAAGCUGUGGAACGUGAAGCCCCAGUUACUGAGCGCCAGUACGAAUCUCAGAGCGAAGGUCGUCCAGUUGAUGGGCCGACUGACGGAUCUAAAUCUACGAUGGGUCGGAUCGCUGGUAUUGCUCUUGGUUCUGCUGGCGUGGCGGCCCUUGCAGGUGUGGCAGCAGCAGCAGCAGUGACGGGGAAUUCCAAGCCAGUCGAAGUGGCAGAAACAACUUCCCAACAAGAACAUGUCACUGAACCAGUGAGAGCUUCUGAGUCGGAGGCUACUGGAUGUGCGUUGGAAGAGCGGAAUGUCAUCGAUGAACAAAAAGCUCUUCACGUUGAACCUCCAGCCUCCGUUAUGGAUUCACAACCUCAAUCGGCUUCAAGUCUCACCCUGCCAAUAACUAAGAGUCAGAUGGACUUAAGAUCUCCCACGCCUGCUGUCAUUGUCCCUGACGCGGAAAUGGUAGAUCAGCAUCGCGACAAGACUUUGAAGCGCAAGCAGAAGCUGGCUGUCCGAAAUGCCGAGGACACAGUUGCGGCUGCGGUCGUCAUCUACGCAACUGCAGAAGCUUUGAGCCCUCCCUCCAGCCCCAAGGCCGGGCCCUUCCAAGACCAUGAAAAGGAAUUUCCCUCGGUUGCUUCACGGGAGAUUGUUGAGGAAGACUCACACCAGCUUGAUACUGACUUAUCUGCAGACGAAAAUUUAAGAGAUCCUCGCGCGUCAAGUGGCGACAGAGAGAGAGAAAGGCAUCGGCGCCACAGGCAUUCUUCUCACCGAUCUAGCCGUAGCCGUGGUGAAGAAGAGCCACGCGAGAGCAGACGCCAGUCGUCACACGGCUCACACGCCUCUCAAAGCCGCCGUCACAGUUCUGACCGCACCGCAGAGGAUGCCUCAAAGACACCACCUAGGACUCCUCGACGACGUGACAGUGGCUUUUCUGGCGAAAGCUCCGGAAGUUCUGGCAAGAGAAGACGAACGCCCGAAGAACAGGCCGAGCAUGAACGACGGAAGGCGGAGCGCCAAGUUACUGAACCAGAUUCUGAGCGCCCAGAACGAUCGGAACGAUCAGAGCGUUCCGAGCGAUCUGAAAGGUCUGCCCACAGGGACCGCAGGAGCAGCAGAGAUGUGGAUCACCCAGCUGAGAGAAGCCAUCGCUCCUCUCGCCGGCAGAGCCACUCAAGCCAAUACAAGUCUGAACGUGUUGCCUCAACUUCCGCGCCUGUCGAACGGGAGCCGACUACACCACUGACAGCUGACAAGAAAUUUUUCGAACUCAAGAAUAGCGAAGGAAUUGUAGGUUCUGGUGUCCACCCCGUAAUCGCCGGCGAGACAGUGGUCGAAGUCCCCAUUGAAUCCUCCAAGUCCCAUGAGUCUCCUAAGCGGGCCAGCACCACACGAUCUAAAAACGGCGGCAUCGGACGCCUUUCAACUGAUCAAUCUCGUUCUAAGACGACCAAGACCCGAGAGUCAGUUGAUGCCACCCGAGGUUCCUCCUCGAAGGGUAGCAGCAGUAGCACUCCUCCUGCUGAAGAUGGCGCUCGGCGGGCUCGAAAGAGCGAGCGCAGCAAGAAGGAAGAGGAAAAGAAGUCCUCUGGAAUCAAGGGGGUUUUCAGGAGGAUAUUUGGAUAA